Photinus pyralis (common eastern firefly) is the source of this 2928-nucleotide messenger RNA. Its product is annotated as mannosyl-oligosaccharide glucosidase GCS1. The transcript has 10 exons. NCBI's taxonomy places the organism in Eukaryota, Metazoa, Arthropoda, Insecta, Coleoptera, Lampyridae. Gene Ontology annotation, cellular component: endoplasmic reticulum membrane. The coding region runs from base 145 to 2628 and encodes 827 amino acids. Gene Ontology annotation, molecular function: Glc3Man9GlcNAc2 oligosaccharide glucosidase activity. Gene Ontology annotation, biological process: oligosaccharide metabolic process; protein N-linked glycosylation. The record is from RefSeq and is a predicted model, not a curated record.
CUCUGUUUUGAUGUGCAUGAUCUAUAGUAGGCAACGAUGUUAAAACGAUAUUUAAUAUUCGAGUACCACGUUUACCUUUUAGAAUGUGGACGUAUUUUUAAUUAACGUUUAACUAAUCUAAAAUAAGACAAAAGCAUUGUUGAUAUGGCUAGACAACGAAGAAGUCAAGUUAUCGCAGGUAGCGAAUGCAAGAAUAACGGCAAAGAUAAAUGCACAAACAGUAGUAGCAGCAAUGGUAGCAAUCCACCAAAAGUCGCUCAAAAAAGGAAUGGUAUAUUAACUUACUGGAAGCAUUUCAUUGGAUGCAUUUGUUUUGGAAUUGCGGCAAGCGUUGGCUACAUGGGAUAUCUGGAAACCAGAGUAAAUACGCCGUACGAUGAUAAAAAAAUGGUGGUAAAAAGUGGCCUAGAUAUUCCAGAGCGAUUUUGGGGUACCUACAGGCCUGGUGUGUAUUUUGGUUUAAAAACAAGAGAUCCGUAUUCUUUGGUCACUGGCUUGAUGUGGUAUUUCCCGAAACGAUUGAGACCAGGUGGUGAUGGUAUUAGGCAUUGGUGUGAACAAGGAGACGGUCUUGAAAAGUAUGCAUGGUUACAGCACGAUGGAAGUAACUUUGGUGUACAAGAGAUACAAGAUGGCCCAUUUUUACUAAGAACCUCAUUUGUUAAACGUUUAGGAGGAAAUCAUGGUGGAGAUUGGACUGUGCGAAUUGAAGUUGAUGUUAAGAAUAAGAACCAAAUUUCCAAAGGUGAAGAAGUUUCCCUAAUAUGGUAUACCGCUUUAGACGAAAACUCUAAAGGGAAUAUCGAAACUAGUAACACAGGAAGUUCACUAACUGGUGUGAGAGGUGACACACCAGGCUUAGGAGAAUUUACCAUUAAACUAUUCAAUUUCACCGGUACAGUUAGCCAUGAAUCGUACUUAAGUACUGUAGCCCCGGGUUUGCACUUACUUAAAGAAACUGUUAUAUCAUCCUUGAGGUUAGCUCAAGAUAAACCCAAUGCCUCUAAGCGCGUAGUACUAGCUGGCGAACUUCUACCAGCAACUGGUGGAACGAAGGUUCCCCCUAAUUUUAUUGCCACUCAAGUGACCGGUAAAAUUCCAUUUGCUUUAGAUGUUACAUUUGAAUCGGGAAGUUUUGGCACUAGACAGAAUACCUUAGUUGGGCAGACUUAUACCGAGACGUUAUCGUGGCAUCAGACUAGAUUUGAUCAGAGAUUUGAAGAUACAUUUCAUUUAAAAAGAAAAGGGUACCAAGCGAAGGAAAUAUAUUUUGCACAAACCGCUCUAAGUAAUAUGGUAGGUGGAAUCGGGUACUUUUAUGGAACAUCGCGUGUACAAAGUGUUUACACCAAAGAACCAGUACCUUAUUGGAAAGCUGCAUUAUACAGUGGAGUGCCAUCUAGGAGCUUCUUUCCCAGAGGAUUUCUUUGGGACGAAGGUUUUCAUGGCAUUCUCAUAGCAGCUUGGGAUCUUGAUAUUGAAUUAGACAUUAUUUGCCAUUGGUUCGAUUUAAUGAACGUAGAAGGAUGGAUACCUCGUGAGCAAAUCUUGGGGGUCGAAGCUUUGGCUAAAGUGCCGGAAGAGUUUGUUACGCAAAGAAAUACUAAUGCUAAUCCACCGACCUUUUUUAUUACGCUCAAUUAUAUUUUACGUAAUUAUAAAGACGAACUGACAAGCAGUCGGUUUGCUAUUCUGGAACGACUUUAUCCUAGACUGCAGGCUUGGUUUACUUGGUUCAAUACGACUCAAAAAGGAUUGGAUUUUGGCACAUACAGAUGGCAAGGACGUGAUCAUUUAACAAACCGCGAAUUAAACCCGAAAACCCUAACUUCUGGAUUAGAUGAUUAUCCUAGAGCAUCACAUCCCACAGAAAAGGAACGACAUAUUGAUAUAAGGUGCUGGAUUGCACUAGCCGCAGACACUCUUGCAAAUCUUGCCGAUUUAUUAGGAAAAACCAGUUACAAGUAUCACGAAACAUAUUCUUAUUUAUCCGACAAUCAGCUUAUGGAUAAACUCCAUUGGUCAGAUUACGCGCAAAUCUAUGCAGACUACGGUUACCAUACCGACUCUGUAGCACUCAGAAGGCCGAAAAUAACACCCCGCUCUCAAACUCCACAAAACUUAGAGAUGGUUCGAGUGACUCUUAAAAAUCCGGAAUACCGUCUAGUGGAUUCCAGCUUUGGUUACGUUAGUUUAUUUCCAUUCCUAUUAAAACUGUUAAAUCCCGAUUCUCCCAAGCUAAAUAAGACAUUGAUUGAUAUUCGUAAUCCCAGUUUACUGUGGACCGAUUUUGGAUUGCGGUCACUUUCCAAAACAUCACCACUUUAUAUGAAAAGGAACACCGAGCAUGAUCCUCCAUAUUGGAGAGGUCCAUUGUGGAUUAAUAUUAACUUUCUCGCAGCAAUAGCUUUACACCAUUAUUCGGUUACGGAAGGACCUUAUCAGUCACAGGCCACCGAAAUUUAUGGACAAUUACGUAAUAAUAUUAUUAAAAAUGUUAUUAGGCAAUACUAUUCUUCGGGUUAUAUUUGGGAGCAAUAUAGUGAUACGACGGGCGAAGGUAGUGGUUGUCGACCAUUUACGGGAUGGUCCGCGCUUGUUGUUUUACUGAUGGGAGAGCACUACUAAGUAAAUUUGUAGUAAAAUAAGUAGGUAAAAACACUUUUUUAGGUCGCACAAAUAUGUUACGUAGUUUUAAUAAAAGGUAAAAUAAAUAAAGUUACCAAUGGUAGGAGACUACAAUAGAGUUCACGUUUUACGGUGGUUGGAAGCUGAGUAUCCAAUUUUAAAAUACUUGUUUCGUUUAUACUUUUUUCCUGUUUCAAUUCCUGAUUGCAUUUAAAUGAAUCAUUUUUAAAAAAAAGCUGUGUUUCUGUUAAAUUUAUUUAAAACUUGUUGAAUGUGAAUAAAAGUGAUAUCCUAAGUGCG